AUGGGAAAAAACGGAGUCAAAUCUAUUCCACAAAAGACGAAUAAAGCCAGCACGGUUAAACCUGCUGCUACAAAAAAGAUAGUACCUAAUAAAAAAAGAAAUAUUUCUAAAAAGGUGGAAUCGGAUUCUGAUGUUUCAAGUGAUGAAAAAAAAAACGGAAACAAAAAAAAUUCAAAUGAUAGUGAUACUAGUGAAGAUUCUAGUGAAGAUUCCAGUGAAGAGGAUUCUAGUAGCGAUUCUGAUGAAAAAACAACCACUAAGAUACAAAAUAAAAAAUCUUCAAAAGUGAGUUCUAGUGAUAGUACUUCUGAUUCGUCAGAAAGUGACUCAAGUUCAAAUGAUAAAGAAAAAAAAGUUGUUAAAACGAAAAAUGGGUCAACUUUCAUUCUAUCAAAGGAUUCUUCUUCAGAGGAUGACGAUUCGUCGGAAAGUGACUCAAAAUCUGAAAAUAAGCAAGAAAAACUAAAUGUUUCCGCACAACAAAAUGGUGCAAAGAGAAAGCAAGACGAACAAAAAUUUUCUUCACCCAAAAAGACCAAAAUUAAUGAUGACGAUUCAUCAAAUUGUACAGUGUUUGUGGGCAAUCUUUCUUAUAAUAUAGAUGAAGAUCGGUUAGCUCAAGAACUUGAAGAAGCAGGAGAAAUUACGGAUGUACGAAUUAUAUAUGAUAAAGAAUCAGGAAGACCAAAAGGAUUUGGAUAUGUUGAAUUUUCUAAUUCAGAAUCUGCCAAAAAGGCAUUAAGUUUUUCGGGUAAAGAUGUUGACGGGCGAUCCAUUAAAGUUGAUCUCGCCGAUCAAAAACCAAAAAAUGGUGGUGGUGGCAAUGCAAAUAAUAAUAAUAAUGGUUUUCAAAAGGAUCUAAGUGAACCAAGUGACACGCUUUUUAUUGGAAAUUUAUCGUUUACAGCGGAAGAAGAUACAAUUUGGAAAACUUUUGAAAAAUAUGGUCAAAUAAAUUCGGUUAGGCUUCCAACUUUUCCAGAUACUGGUGGACGUAAAGGCUUUGGAUACGUAACAUUUACUGAUGUUACUUCGGCUCAAGAAGCUAUGGAAUUACAAGGUACAAGAAUAGAUGGACGUGCUGUUAGGCUUGAUUUUGCUGCUCCACCUCAACAAUCAUUUGAGUCAAGUUCUCCUCGGAGAGGUGGGAAUCGAGGUGGAUAUAGAGGUGGAGGUUUCGGUGAUAAUAAUAGAGGAGGUAGUCCGGGUAGAAUGGCUGCAAAUAAGGGAACAAUAGUUCCAGGGAGAGGCAAAAAAAUCGUCUUUGAUGAAUAA
Diversispora eburnea is the source of this 1275-nucleotide messenger RNA. NCBI's taxonomy places the organism in Eukaryota, Fungi, Glomeromycota, Glomeromycetes, Diversisporales, Diversisporaceae. The record is from the annotation of a GenBank genome assembly.